Nymphaea colorata (pocket water lily) is the source of this 1291-nucleotide messenger RNA. RefSeq names its product phosphatidate phosphatase PAH1-like. The coding region runs from base 122 to 370 and encodes 82 amino acids. NCBI's taxonomy places the organism in Eukaryota, Viridiplantae, Streptophyta, Magnoliopsida, Nymphaeales, Nymphaeaceae. Gene Ontology annotation, molecular function: phosphatidate phosphatase activity. The record is from RefSeq and is a predicted model, not a curated record. The transcript has 4 exons.
UCCUGUGCCGCAGCCGCUCCCUCUUCUUUCUCGUCGUCCCACAGCCGCGUCGUCUCACAGCCGCUCCCUCCACUCCACCCGAGUAGUGCAGCCGCGAGCCUCCCGUUCCUCUCUUUCUCACAUGGAAAUAAGAGCUCUAUUUCCUUCUGACUACAACCCAUUUUAUGCUGGAUUUGGGAACAGAGACACUGAUGAGCUCAGCUACAGGAAGAUUGGUAUACCAAAAGGAAAAAUAUUUAUUAUAAAUCCCAAGGGUGAAGUGGCCAUUGAUAAUUGCGUUGAUUCAAGGUCAUAUUGUUCUUUGCAUACGCUAGUGAAUGAUAUGUUCCCCCCAACGUCUCCGGAGCAGCCAGUACUCCAAUGCACUUAGAUGCAGAAUUGAGCUAGGUCUCCUGAUCAAAUAUUAUUGGUACGGAUCAAGAUGUUGGCUGCGUUUGACCAGACUGACUUACGGCACUGUAGCCGUUGUCGGGUUUGACAAAACAGACUGGCUAAGAAGGCAAGCAGUAGAUGGAAGGACAUUAGAAAGUAGCCAGGCUGUCUGUUUAUUCUCCUCUUUCUCUAUAAUUCGCUUCUUUAUAGCGUGUUUAAAGGGAGUAGUUGCCCAUUUGAACACUCAGAUCGAUUUGUAUGAGCAGCAGAUCCAGUGUAGGGUGUAAAAAGCUUGGUGGUCAACCAGAAGGCGGUGAACCUGAAAAGGAUCCUGGGAUUGGGGUUGCAGAAGGUGGGGGUGAUGGGGCUGCCGCCGGUGGGCUGCAUCUCCCUGAGUACGGCCAACUCAUCCUACACUCGCUACGAUGCCUCCGGCAAUAGGCUUGUCACCUAUCACAAUAGCCUACUGCAGAAGGCCAUCGACGCCAUCAAGGUGCCCUCAGCCGCCCAUCCGCCAUCGCCGUUCUUGAUCUCUACGCUCCCUUCACCUCCGCGCUACAGGGUUUGCAUCCUUUCCCCCUUCCCCUGCUUUCUUGAUUCGUCUUUCUGAUCUGUUGAUUAUACAAAAUUUAACAACUGACCUAACUGGCCCCCCUCUCCUCCAUACAUUACAUCGACUGAUGACGCAACCAACUCCUAUGUUGACACCAAAACUGCUACUGUCUAUGCAUUUGGAGAAAGAAAGGGAAUCCAACCGACUCCCCACAAAACUUGGAUUCAGGCUUCGGGUGGGACCCACUACAAGAAUUUGACAUGGUGGUGUUCCCUGUUUUUCUUCUUAAAAGUUUUUUUUUUUUUGGUUGGAAAUAUUCAAAUGAAAAAUAGUUGAAAAAAAAAAGAUUUACUCAUUUGAGCUUUA